GGACUGGGGCGCCGCGGGCCCACCGGGACCUGGCGGCCCUCCGUGGUCCCUGGCUGCGGUCGUGCGGUGACGCGGCCGGAGGACGCGCGGCGGUGCGGGGCGAGCCACCGAAAGGAAGCCAGGACUGCGCGGCGGCAGCUCUUAAGUUCCAGACACUGUAAACCGUGAUCCCAGGAUCUUCAACAGUGGAAGACUAUUAACCUGUCACCAGCCAUGAGGCUUCAAAGCCCCUCUCCCACCUCUUGUCAGCUUAAUGUUGCAGCAGAUCCGCUGUUUUGAAAUGCCCAGUGUUGAAAGCCUGAACUCGCUGCGCUCCAUACUGAAGGGAGGAGGCUGAGUGUCGGUGCAGUAGUUGCUCCCUGUGACCAAGGCAAUCCGUGGAGCCUAGCGUGGAGACUUGCGGACACGCCCGUUGCGUGUCCUUGCCCUGGAGGCAACCUGUUUUCCCGUAUGAUAAAAGCAGCAUCUGGCUAAUGAGCAAGGUGUCGAGGUCAUCGAGCGAGUCGGACGCGUGGGGAGCAGAGGAGGAUGACAUGACGGAAGGUGACCUGGGGUAUGGCCUCGGAAGAAAACCUGGUGGCAUUUAUGAAGUUUCAUGUUUGACUACAUCUAGGAGAAGGUCAGAGGGAAAGAACCUGAGCCCUCCUGCCUUUCCACAAAAGGGGGAAAAAAGAAGCGAAACCGUUUUCCAGUAUCCCGGGAAUAAGGGCUGUGGAGAUGCGUGCACUCACGGAUGCAGAGUGUCUGGCUACCGGCGGCAGAGCAGCGCUGAUUCUAAUUCAGAUUUGUCAAAUGAACAGUUAAGGCAACGUCUUCAUGAAGCUUUAGAGGAAGUAGAGAUUUUAAAAACUGAACUGGAAGCAUCUCAGAGACAACUUGAAGGUAAAGAGGAAGCACUGAAAAUCCUUCAAAGCAUGGCAGUGCUUGGAAAAGCCACAAGCCACACACAGACAGUCCUUCAAAAAACCAUAGAACAAAAGAGAUCUUUGGAGAAGGAAAUAAAUGCCUUGCGUUGGGAAAUGGAAUUUGAUAAGGAUAGAUUUAAAAACAUAGAGGAAUCUUGGACCCAAAAAUAUGACAGACUAAACUGUGACAAUGCAGUCCUCAGAGAGAAUCUGAAAAUAAAGACAGAAGAAAUAAAAAUGCUCAAGUCUGAAAAUGCUGUUUUGACUCAGCGGUACUUGGAGGCUCUCGCCAUGUUGGAUAUCAAGCAGCAGAAGAUGGCUCAGGAGAACCUGGGUCAGGAGAGUGGCUUCACCGAGGUGUCUGGGCUCGAGCUUGCAGUCCUUGGAGCCUGCUUGUGUCAUGGUCCUGAUGGGAGCCCCUGCUCAUGUGCCAGAAUGGCAGCAUCUACUCGGAAGCUGGUCCUUCAGCUCAGACAUGAGAUGGAAAUUCUGCAGAAGAGCAAGGAAGAGGCGCUCAUGACAGCAGAUGCAUUCAGAAUUGCUUUUGAGCAACAAUUAAUGAGGAAAAACGACCAGGCCCUGAGACAGACACGCGUGGAUAAGUGUAGAAGAGCAGCAACGUGGACGAACAGGCAACACCUCAAAGAGGACGGAUAUCCAGCACAAAGGAGAAAGAAGACGUUAGGGCAGAGACUACUGGGAAUACUCCCUUCAGAAAACAGUUCCAAGAGGGCUGAGGACCAGGACAACCUGAAAGAGGUCUUAAAGAUGUUAAGAGAUUUGCUGAAUGACAAGGAAGAAGCUCUGGCCCAUCAAAGGAAGGUUAGUUACAUGCUUGCUCGGGCACUGGAAGACAAGGACACUGCUUCAAAAAAGAGCAAAGAAAAAAUUCCCACAAGCCAGAAUUUCCCAUUCAAAACUGUGUGGCAGGAAGCCUCAGAACUCUAUGGCUUACAUGACACAGUACAUUCAACUGUCCGUGUUUCUGAUCCUGUGGGCUGUAUUUGUCCUGUCCACCACUGUCAGAAAGAUUCAGUCUGCUCAAGAACUCUUAAAAGAUCCUGUUCUUUGCCAUCAAAUAUAUUUUACAAAUAAACCAGUUGAAAUUAGAAUUCAAUUUUGAAGUGGAAAUGGAGCUCAGAGGUGGACACUUGGUAAGCAUGCAUAAGGCCUGGAUUUGGCCCAUGGUGGCAUAUGCCUUUAAUCCCGACACUUGGGAGGCAGAGGCAAGCAGAUUUGACUUUGAGGCCAGCCUGGUCUGCAGAGUGACUUCCAGGACAAGGGCUACCUAAGGAAACCCUGUCUCAAAAAACAACAGAACAGAACAAAAAAAGGCCUUGGGUUUUAUAUUCAUCAUUGCAAAGACUUUGAAAAAGAACCCUGGGUACAGAGGCUCACACCUGUAAAUGCCAGCACACUUGGGAGGCUGAGGCAGAAGGACCAUUUUAAGUUUGGGGGCUGACCAGAUACAGUAAGACUGUUGCCAAAAACAGAAAAGGAAUUACAUAAAUGUCAAUAUUAAGUUGUAUGAAAAAUAAAUCAAUCAGUUAAUUAAAAAAAAAAAAAAAGGUACAAAGUGGUACAUGCCUGUAAUCCCACCACUGCUACAAAGCAAGUCCAGGACUACCAAGGCUACAGAGAGAAGCCCUGUCUUGAAAAACUUGUGUGCGUUCAAGGUGUUUUAAAAGUUUAUUAGCAUAAUAACUUAAAAGUCGACGUUAGCUAUCUUAAUCUGUGUGUUAACAAUGUAUGUGUUAAUAAUGUAUGUGUUUCAAUCACAUCCCUCUCUUUCAAUGUUAGGAUGCAGCUUAAGGAAUCACACCCAUAACAUAUCCUACAAGAAAUGGAUUAGCAUUUGUGUUCACAUUUUAUCUAUAAACUCUAUGUCCUUAUUUUAUGACUUUAA
This is a messenger RNA of Meriones unguiculatus (Mongolian gerbil), 2811 nucleotides long. It is a transcript of the gene Ccdc125, whose product is annotated as coiled-coil domain containing 125. The record is from RefSeq and is a predicted model, not a curated record. The transcript is spliced from 15 exons. Bases 474 to 2000 code for a protein of 508 amino acids. Lineage: Eukaryota; Metazoa; Chordata; Mammalia; Rodentia; Muridae. Gene Ontology annotation, cellular component: cytoplasm. Gene Ontology annotation, biological process: negative regulation of Rho protein signal transduction; negative regulation of cell motility.